Molecule: messenger RNA, 1035 nt
Organism: Tribolium madens (black flour beetle)
Lineage: Eukaryota; Metazoa; Arthropoda; Insecta; Coleoptera; Tenebrionidae
Gene: emc
Product: protein extra-macrochaetae
Exons: 2
Coding region: 64-471 (135 amino acids)
Biological process (GO): cell differentiation; circadian regulation of gene expression; negative regulation of transcription by RNA polymerase II
Cellular component (GO): nucleus; cytoplasm
Molecular function (GO): protein dimerization activity; transcription regulator activity
Source: RefSeq, a predicted model, not a curated record
UGCCUCCUCAUUCGACUCCUCGUUUCCUUGUGGUGCGUAGUUCAGUUCAGUGUAUUAUCAAAAAUGAAAGCUGUCAGUGUAGUGUGUGCGGACAACCUCACCGGAAUCAACUCCGGUCGAGUGUCCAAACCCAAAAAGGAUAUAGAAAACGAGGAAAUCCAAAUGUACAUCAGCAAACUAAAGGACUUGGUGCCCUUCAUGCCCAAAAACCGAAAACUAUCAAAACUGGAAGUGAUCCAAUACGUCAUCGACUACAUCUGCGACUUGCAAAGUGCCCUUGAGACGCACCCCGCCGUCAGCAGUUUCGACGCCACCGCCGCGUUAGGCCAGAAGAAAUCGCAGGAGGCGGUUAGUCCACGACAGCCCUUAGGCCUCCGGGCGAGUCCCAACACCAUCCUCUCGCCGUGCGAGGCGCCCGUCCUCCAGACAACGCCGGAAAAACUGACGUCAGAAAGGCAGGUUCCUUGCUAAGUAAGAACUUCGAACACAGUGAUCUUGAAUAUCAUCCUCAUCUCAUUCCGAAAGAAUCGCAGUCUUCGAGGAGACUCUAUUUUUGGAUAAUUCGCCUCAUUUUAGUUAGAAGAACGACUGAAGCCAUUAUUUAUAUUGCGAGUGGAGGAACAGUGUGUGCGUUGAAGAGAAAGUGAAAUAUGUGAAGCACUUAGUGAUGUACCUGUUUAUGUUGCAAUUGUUAGAUUUUAUUUUAUUGUUUUGUACAUAUGUUAGGCGAGUUUAUUGUACUUUUCCAUUUUUUUAUUUGGUAGUUUCAUUCGUGAAAUUUUGAUCUUCUAGCUUUAUCACAGAUUUUUUAAUUGAUUGAUUUUGUGACUUUUCAUUCUGUGAUUUUUAGUAAGUAAUAGUGUACAAAGUGUAAUCUCCACGUGGGAAUUGUUGGGAUCACAAUUUUGAUUGUGGUUUUGACUGUGUACAUUUUUGUUCUAGAACUUAUUGUAAAUAGUUACCUAUAUAGCAACUGAAUGUUGUUUGAAUUUUUAUUAUAUGAAGAUAUUUCAAAUAAAAUGAUUUUAGAAGGAA